AUGCCAACUCAAGAGGGCCGAGUGGCUAAAUCCAAAGCUCGGCGAUCUCAGACGCCCGCGCAACGCGUCUCCGCCAACCAAAAAAAACUCCCAUUAGUUGAGCGCAUAAACGCGCUGAGCAUCGAGGAUUUCAUCACAUCCCACGUGUCUCCACAUACAGAUGCUUCACCACCUAACAAAUCCACAACCACCAAAACAUCCCCACCAACCAGCCAAGCGGAUGGGGUUGUAAAAACCGUGCCAUUGCAGGAAAAUCUGCCCCGCAACACCUCGCUGGACGUGUACUCCGCCGCGACCAUCUCUACCGCAGACCUGGUUGCAUGUCUGGAUCUCAUCGAGCUCACAUCCAGCGAAGCAUAUGCCGCCUCCGGCGCGGGAUGGUCUCGGCCCCAAAAGCGGAAGGAGAUGAAGUUGCCCGAUAUGAAGUACCUUAUUAUUCGCGACUGUGUCGCGCCCUCGGCUGAUCUGCCCGGUGCCGAUGCCGAUGAAGCCGAUGAGCCGAAGCCCACGGCGAAUGCGAAUGCGGGCCCGAAUGGAGUUGUGAAGAAUGACCAAACUGAUGGUACGGGUACCGUUCUUGGUUUCUUGUCGUUCAUGGUUACCUACGAAGAUGGGCAUGAAGUGGUUUACUGCUACGAAAUCCAUUUGUCGGCGGCGGCGCGGGGCCGUGGUCUUGGGGGGUUGUUGAUGAGUCGGAUGGAGGAGAUCGGUCGGUCGGUUGGGGUGGAGAAGGCCAUGCUUACGGUUUUUAGAUCUAAUGUGGUUGCGUGCAGGUUCUAUGAGAAGGGUGGAUAUGUGGUUGAUGAGUAUUCACCCCAGCCGAAAAAGUUGCGGAAUGGGACGACCAAAGAGUUUGAUUAUUUGAUUUUGUCGAAGGAAUUAAGAUGA
Molecule: messenger RNA, 888 nt
Organism: Penicillium verhagenii
Lineage: Eukaryota; Fungi; Ascomycota; Eurotiomycetes; Eurotiales; Aspergillaceae
Product: N-terminal L-serine N(alpha)-acetyltransferase NAT4
Exons: 2
Coding region: 1-888 (295 amino acids)
Cellular component (GO): nucleus
Molecular function (GO): protein N-terminal-serine acetyltransferase activity; histone H4 acetyltransferase activity; histone H2A acetyltransferase activity
Source: RefSeq, a predicted model, not a curated record